This is a messenger RNA of Rhagoletis pomonella (apple maggot), 838 nucleotides long. RefSeq names its product jerky protein homolog-like. Gene Ontology annotation, molecular function: nucleic acid binding. The record is from RefSeq and is a predicted model, not a curated record. Lineage: Eukaryota; Metazoa; Arthropoda; Insecta; Diptera; Tephritidae.
AAAACCCACUUCUUUUCUUUAUUCGGAAUCGGACACGAAUUGUCGACAUACCCCGACAGAAAGAAUAACAUUUCUGGUUUGUGCGAAUGCAGAAGGGACAAAAAGGAUAGAACCUUUCGUCAUUGGGAAAGCGCAAAACCCAAGAUCAUUUCGCAACAAGAUUUUGCCGGUUAAAUAUGAUAGCUCGAAAUCUGCAUGGAUGAAUGCUGCAAUGUUUAAGAAGUGGUUUUUUUGAAUUUUUGCUCCAGAGGUGGAACGUUUCCUAGAAGAUAAAAUGCUUCCCAAGAACGCGCUUUUGUUGUUGGAUACCGCGCCAAGUCACCCGCCUGCCGAUCAGUUGGUAAAAGAGACCGAAGACGGAAAAAUUUGGGGCAUGUAUUUUCCACCAAAUGUCACUCCAUUGAUCCAGCACAUGGAUCAGAAUGCGAUUAGACUAUUAAAACUCCAUUAUCGCACCAGCUUGUUGUCAAUGGUUGUGACCUCAGUGGAAAGUCUUGAAACGUGCCUUAAGCAAACCAACUUAUUCCAAGCUGUCUCUUUACUUGCAUUGGCGUGGAAGAAAGUAUCCCAAGAAUCAUUAAAAAAAUGCUGGAACAGAAUUUUUAAUGACGACGGAUUCGACAAAGAGGACGAUGUUCCUCUUUCCAUACUUCAGCAAAGUGAGGAAAACCUCGCGACCAGAAACUCUUUACGUUUAUUAGAGCGUGCGUUUCCAAAUGUAGAGUUCGAUGUCAACGAUGUGGCCGAGUGGAAUAAUGAGAAUAUCAUCGACGAUAUACAGACGUUUAAUGACCAUGACGAAGAAGAAACAAUUGUGGCUCCAGCCGAAACGCCAAAG